This is a messenger RNA of Coniophora puteana RWD-64-598 SS2, 1947 nucleotides long. Its product is annotated as alpha beta-hydrolase. The coding region runs from base 1 to 1947 and encodes 648 amino acids. The record is from RefSeq and is a predicted model, not a curated record. NCBI's taxonomy places the organism in Eukaryota, Fungi, Basidiomycota, Agaricomycetes, Boletales, Coniophoraceae. The transcript has 8 exons. Gene Ontology annotation, molecular function: serine-type peptidase activity. Gene Ontology annotation, biological process: proteolysis.
AUGGCACGGCAACGAUUUGGCACCUGGAGAUCUCCGAUUGAAGCUUCUGAUCUGGCCACGCUAGGGACUACUGUCGACAACAUUCUAGUCGACCCAGCUGAUGGCGAGGUGUACAUUAUCGAAGAACGUCCCGCUGAAGGAGGCCGCAAUGAAGUUGUGCACCUAGCAUCCCACAAAGACGUUCUUGGCCAAGCCUGGAACGCGCGCUCGAGGGUGCACGAAUACGGAGGAGCGUCUGCGCUCGCAUACGAUGGUUUCAUCUACUUCUCUCAUGUGCUGGAUGGGUGCAUAUAUCGACAUUCCAAGUCGGAGAUCGUUCCAGUUACCACAGAAAAUCCUAACCUGCGCUACGCUGACUUCGCGAUCCAUCCCGUGCACAAGCACCUCUUGGUGUGCAUAAAGGAAGACCACACGAACGAUGCACCCACGGACGUGAAGAACAGUCUGAUUCUCGUUGACACCCGCGAUCAGCGCAGUCACGGUCUCGUCUCCGGCGCUGACUUCUAUUCAUACCCGCGGUUCAGCUCCGAUGGACAAUUUCUAGCAUGGCGGCAAUGGAACCAUCCAGACAUGCCCUGGGAAGCGAGUGAAGUCUACGUCGCAGCGUGCCAGGUCCAUCAAGACGGCAUCACGCUCUCGAGUUCUAUAAUUGUAGCUGGGAAGUGCGGCAAGGACGUCGCGACUGAACCAUUGUGGAUCUCUGCUCAUCAGCUUCUCGUGGUGUCAGACAUCAGCGGGUACCUCAACCCCUAUCUCGCCACUGUUUCAUGCUCGAAAUCACAAAUGGAUGUUGGUGCUGUGCACGUUGAGACCGAGCCGCUGUUCCACGACGGGAUGGAAGAGGAUUUCGGCGAGCCGUCGUGGAUGCUUGGAUGGUCGAGCUAUGCCGCCCUCGACGAGAAUCAUGUCGUUCUUACAAGCUUUAGAAGUGGCAGGGCUCAGAUCUACGUAUACGACCUGCGCAGCAAGGCGUCCGAAGAAAUCAACACGCCUUUCGCGGUUAUCCAAUACGUCCAUUCUCUCAAGAACGGCAAAGUCGUCUUCUUGGGGAAGGCGUCCGACCGAGAGCCCGCCGUGGUCGAAUUCGAUGGGACGGUGUUCAAGCCUCUCACUAAAUCGAAGGACCCGCUUUACUCCGUGGGCUACAUCUCGCAACCGCAGCCUAUGUCUCCUGCCGAUGAAACUGGGAACACGUACCAUGCGAUCCUCUAUGGGCCAACAAACCCGUCGUACGAAGGGGGUGAGGGCGACGAGCGUCCACCAGCCGUAGUGUAUGUUCACGGCGGUCCGACGUGGCUCACAGAUCAGGCACUUGACUGGAAGAAGCAGUACUUUACCUCCAGGGGGUGGGCUUGGGUCGAUGUGAAUUAUGGCGGAUCCUCUGGCUACGGAAAAGCUUACAGAGAACGCCUCAAAGGCCGAUGGGGAGUCCUGGACAUAACCGACACGGUCACUGCGGUCCAUCUCCUGGCCUCUCAAGGGAUCAUUGACGGCAAGCGCACCGUCAUCCGCGGGCAGAGCGCAGGCGGUUUCACUACUCUUGGUGCCGUCUCCACUUUCCCUGACGCAUUCGCUGCCGGUGGUUCCCUGUACGGCGUUUCCGACCUACGCAAGCUGAAUGCAAUGACGCACAAGUUCGAGAAGUACUUUUGCGAGACACUCGUUGGCGGGCUUCCUGAAGAGAUCCCACAAGUGUGGAAGGAGAGGAGCCCAAUUUCGAAGGCGGAUAGGAUUAAGGCUCCUUUGUUGAUCAUGCAAGGGUCUCUCGAUCGUGUUGUUCCACCAAAGCAAGCAGAGGAGAUUGUUCGUAUAAUUCAAGCCAAAGGAGGGAAGGUAAGGUAUGUCGUUAUGGAAGAUGAAGGGCACGGGUGGAAGAAGUCAAAGAACAUUCAACGUGCAUUAGAGGAGGAGCUAAUUUUCUACGAGGAAGUGUUCGGUUUCAUAUGA